Messenger RNA from Myotis lucifugus (little brown bat), 1528 nucleotides. RefSeq names its product sperm associated antigen 4 (gene SPAG4). The record is from RefSeq and is a predicted model, not a curated record. Gene Ontology annotation, biological process: nuclear envelope organization. NCBI's taxonomy places the organism in Eukaryota, Metazoa, Chordata, Mammalia, Chiroptera, Vespertilionidae. Gene Ontology annotation, molecular function: protein-membrane adaptor activity. Gene Ontology annotation, cellular component: meiotic nuclear membrane microtubule tethering complex; nuclear envelope.
GCACCCGCGGAGGGAGGGCCGAGGGCUUGGCGUGGCGGCGGCGACUUUGGCGUCCGCGAGGCGCCGGCGCAGAGUCAGGAUGCGGCGGAGCCCCCGCCCGGGCUCGGCCGCGUCCCCGCACAAGCACACGCCCAACUUCUAUAGCGACAACAGCAACAGCUCAGUGAGCACCACCUCGGGGGACAGCAGCGGCCAUCGGUCAGCUGGGCCGGGGCCCGGGGAGCCCGAGGGCAGGAGAGCCCAGGGCUCGAGCUGCGGUGAGCCCGCCUUGAGCUCAGGAGUGCCCGGAGGAACCGCGCGGGCCGGAAGCUCUCGGCAGAAGCCGGCGCUGCGGAGCCACAGCGCGCCGACCGCCGAAGGCGCGGCAACCGUGAGGGGCGGGGCCUCGGAACCGGCUGGCUCUCCCGUUGUCUCUGAGGAGCGGUUCAACCUUCUCUCGACCCUGGAUCUGAGGCAGGAGAUGCGGUCCCCGCGGGUUUUCAAGAGCUUCCUGAACCCACUUUUCCAGGUGCUGAGCGUGUUUUUAUCCCUGCUAGGAGAGGUGCUGGUCACUGUGUACAGGGAAGUCUGUUCCAUUCGCUUCCUGCUCACGGCUGUGUCACUGCUGAGCCUCUUUCUGACAGCACUCUGGUGGGGUCUCCUGUACCUGGUCCCUCCUUUGGAGAGUGAACCGGAGAUGCUGACUAUAAGCGAGUACCACGAGCGCGUGCGCACCCAGGGGCAGCAGCUGCAGCAGCUGCAGGCCGAGCUGGAUCAACUCCACAAGGAGGUGUCCAGCGUUCGCGCAGCCAACAGCGAGAGAGUGGCCAAGCUCGUAUUCCAGAGGUUGAAUGAGGACUUUGUUCGAAAACCCGACUAUGCGCUGAGCUCUGUGGGAGCCUCCAUCGACUUAGAGAAGACAUCCCGUGACUACGAGGACGCAAACAGCGCCUACUUCUGGAAUCGCUUCAGCUUCUGGAACUAUGCGCGGCCGCCCAUGGUUAUCCUGGAGCCAGAUGUGUUCCCUGGGAAUUGCUGGGCUUUUGAGGGCGACCAGGGCCAGGUGGUGAUCCGGCUGCCGGGUCGUGUGCAGCUGAGCGACAUUACCCUGCAGCAUCCUCCUCCCAGUGUGGCACACACCGGGGGGGCCAACAGCGCCCCCCGCGAUUUCGCAGUCUAUGGCCUCCAGGUUGAUGAUGAGACGGAAGUUUUCCUGGGGAAAUUCACCUUCGACAUGGAGAAAUCUGAGAUUCAGACUUUCCACCUACAGAAUGACCCCCCAACUGCCUUUCCCAAGGUGAAGAUACAGAUUCUAAGCAACUGGGGUCACCCCCAUUUCACAUGCUUGUAUCGAGUCCGAGCCCAUGGCAUGAGAACCACGGAGGAAGCAGGGGACAGUGCCACAGGGGGGCCCAAUUAAACAUGCUGAUUGUUAAAAUAGAGUGGAGGUCUGUGCUGAAAGAAGCUGGAGCUGGAUCAGUGCUGGAGAGUCUGUUGGGAGCUCUGGUUGCCUUUGGUAUAUAAAUAUGAUAGGGGGUCUACCUCCCAA